This is a messenger RNA of Monopterus albus (swamp eel), 4196 nucleotides long. It is a transcript of the gene tdrd7a, whose product is annotated as tudor domain containing 7 a. The transcript has 22 exons. The record is from RefSeq and is a predicted model, not a curated record. NCBI's taxonomy places the organism in Eukaryota, Metazoa, Chordata, Actinopteri, Synbranchiformes, Synbranchidae. Bases 107 to 3739 code for a protein of 1210 amino acids.
ACAAAAUAAGGAAGUAACCAGGAGUGACCUGUUGAACUUCUGGGCGUUAACGUGCUCGUGAUUUUUAAACGCGGCGAAGGAAGAUUCACUGCCUGUGUUUGUCAGGAUGUCGGACAGCGAGUCCAUAAAGAAAAUGUUGCGGUCUGUGCUCCAGUCCAGCAAGGCUGGCAUCUCCAUUAGCAGUCUCCACUCAGAGUUCCAGUCACUGUGUGGAGAGAGCAUCCCACUGAAGAAGCUAGGCUUCUCAAGGCUGGAGGAUUAUCUCAGGAGCAUCCCUUCUGUGGUCCGGUUGGAGAAUCGCAUGGGUGAGCUGCAGUGCUUUGCAGCAGUGUGUCAAGAGACGGCCCACAUUGCUGAGCUGGUGGCCAAACAGAAGAGCUCCAAGAAAUCUGGUCGCUCCCAUGUUGUCAACUGCAGGAUGAGAUUCAAGCCUUCCAACCCUUACGCACUCAAUGUGAGGCCACAAUCCUCUCUUCGCCAGCCCUCAGCUGGUGGUGUGGCAAACAGGUCAAACUGUUCUCGGUCCCACGGUGGCUACAGAGGCUGCAGCGCCUCAGGAGACUACAGACAGUUGGACCAAAGGUUAAGCUCCAUCACACCUGUGGAACACAGACAGCCGUCUACUCAGACAGCUGUGAAACUGUGCAUCGUGCCUGACAGGAAGGAGAGGAGCUUAGCAGAUUGCCAGCAGCUCAUAGACAAGCCCACUGAGCAAACAGUCCAGCGACACCAGUCUGUGCUGUAUGAUAUGGAGCUGGUACAGAGCAGACUCACUGAGCUGGUGGAGCGACACUGCACUGGGCUGUGGAUGUCAAAGUUAUCAGAUGUCUACAGUCAAAUGUUCAGUGAGAAACUCCACCCUCAGGUACUCGUAGACCUGGAAAAGUGGACACACAUUUGUAUGGUGGAGCAACCCAGCAGCACCAGCCGAGCUGACCGACUGAUCUACCCUCCUCUGCCUCCCAGGCCCUUUAUUGUCCCUAGAAGUAGCACCAACAACUCCCCCACAACAUCCAACAAUUCAAGCACCAUCACCACACCUAUUUCUUCAGGCCCCUCAACACCUGAUUGUCUCUGUAACCCUCUCCUCAAACCUAGGGCCUCCCCUACAAAUCCCUUGGCUAAGCCCACUUUCAUUUAUCCUCCACAAUCUGUUGAUCCCUCAGGCAAACUGUCUUCAGUCACAUUGCGCAGCCCUGCCCACAACCCAGCUCUGGCUCCUCAGCUGACCUCAUGUGUUGAUUUUGACAUCAAUGCCAAUAGUGCAUGUAUAGUUAAUCAUAACUUGACUAACACUGCCACCAGUAACAAGAGCAGCAGUCAGCUCUCAGUCCCUAUCUGGACUUACCCUAAACCAGCAAACGCUGGGCCUGACAUUUUACCCCCUUUGAAGGUCACCUUUUCUUCUCCUGCUGAUUUGGCCUGUCGUUCAACAUCAUCUGAUGUUGGUUUGUCAGAUGAGGUGCGUCAGAGAAUAAAGGAGCUUUUGUCCAAGUACAGUCACGGACUGUGGGCCCAUGCUCUGCCUAAACUGUUCAUGGACACAUACAAGGUGCCAUUCCCUGAACAUGCUCUGGACAAUUUGUCUUUUCUGCUGGAUAUAUGCACUGUGGAGUACCCCAUGGCGAAUGACAAGAAGAAGGCCAUCCUGUAUAACUCCAGAAGAACAGACAUAGAAGCCACAGGCAGCCAAGAAAGCGGGCUGUGCAGAAGCCAUCCCCUCCCCUCUGGUCUUGAGGUCCUGGGCCUGGUGGUUCCUCCCCGUCUAGUUCCUCCCUCAGAGCAGUACCCUUCUGUAUUGGUUACUGAUGCCAAAAGCAGCAAUGCUGUUACUGUUAGGUAUGUAGGUGAGAACUACUCGAAUGCCCAAGAGGCCAUGGAGGAGCUGAUGUGCUCCUUCUACAGCCAACACUCCUCUCCUUUGUCUAACCCUGUUGUCGGGCAGCUGGUAGCAGUCAGAGGGGAGGAUGGAGACGAGCUGGCCAGAGGCCAGAUCUUGAAGGUCGUGGCCCCUAAUAGGUUCCAGGUAUACUAUGUAGAUUAUGGCUUCUCUGUGGAGACGAGUGGGACUCAUCUGCUGGAGCUGCACCAGAACUUCCUCUCUCUGUCCUUUCAGGCUACACACGUUAGGCUUGCAGGUUUAGAGGCAUUCAGCUCCCAUCCACUGGUUGUGUCCUCCCUGGACCAUUUGGCAGUUGAAAAGAUCCUGCUGAUGGAGACAUUAGAGCCAUGUCAACAGAAUGAGAUGCCUUUGGCAGUGCUGCAUGACACUUCGCAGGAUGUUGACAUCAACAUCAACUCUGCCUGCCUCAAGGCUCUCCAGGAGGACACAAUGAACAACCCUCUGACUGUAAAUGCUACCUAUCAGGAUGUAUCUGUCACAAAUGUGUGUGCAGAUGGCAUCAUCUACUGUCAGCUACCUUCCAGAGGGACAGCAAGGCUCAGCAAGUUACUCGAAAAAGUAGAGGCCUUCUUCAUCUCCCAGACAACAUCGGAGUUCCUGGUGUCCAGACCCUUUUGUGGCAAGUUUUGUCUAGCCCGCUACCAAGGGAAGUGGUCCAGAGUGGAGAUCACCAACAUGUAUGGCAGCAGAGUGACAGAGGUUCUCUUCAUUGACUUGGGUGUCCCAGCAACUGUAGAGGUCACAGAUCUCCGAGAAGUUCCACCUGUUCUCCUCAAAGACUUCACCAUUAUCCCACCACAGGCUAUCAAGUGUCGUCUGGCUGAUGUUACCAUUCCAAAGGGAGACUGGAGCCCAGAGGCUGUUAUGUUGAAGGAGGUUCUCCUGGGAUCUGAAGAUUGUAAAAUGAAGAUCUUGAAAUUAGAUCAGCACAAAGGUGACCAAGUGGUCUAUAUGUACCUGUUCAUUGGUACUGACAGCCAGGAACUGGACAAGAGCAUCAACCAUCAGAUGGCUCAGUCAGAGUGGUGGCAGAAACUCGAAGCACAGAGCAACAAAACCACCAGCUAUAAACGCAGCAUGGAUUCAGGUCUCAGUGCUCUAGUGGAGAAGUUGACUCUAAACAGCUUGGACCCAAGCCCCGUUGUCAAGGCCUCAGUCCAGCCUCAUCACAGAGCAGGGGACAUGUCCACUGGAGAUGUGACCACUAACACUGGGAUUCAGCCACUUUCAAUGCCUCCUCCACUGGAGCUCCCCCAGCCUGGUCAGAACAUGGAUGUGUUUGUGCCAGUGGCCUGCCACCCCGGUUACUUUGUGCUGCAGCCAUGGCAGGACCUGCAUAAGCUGGUGGUGUUGAUGGGGGAGAUGAUUCUCUAUUAUAAUCAAAUGUGUAGGACCAACACAACCAUACACAUCCAGAAAGGAGAGCUCUACGCUGCCAAAAUAGACAAGAAUUGGCACCGUGUCCAGGUGAAGACAGUUCUGGCCAACGGGUUGAUUUCUGUCUACGAGUUGGACCACGGCAAGCAUGAGCUGGUCCCCAGGACUCUCAUCAGGCCCCUGAUAGAGGAAUUCAGGCAGCUGCCCUUCCAGGCCAUCACUGCACAGCUGGCAGGUGUGACACGUCAUCAGUGGUCAGAGGAGGCCUCCAUGUUGUUCAGAAACCAUGUGGAGAAACGAGCGCUGGUCGCCCAGGUGGAGAGCGUGCAGGAGGUGAAGGCCGAGCUGUGGGAGCACAGGCUGACAGUUUACCUGGUGGACACCUCACCGGAGGAUAAGGACCUUUGGGUUCACAGCAUCAUGGCCGACAUCGGCAGUGAGCUGUCUUCAUCUGCGUAGGAUGUCUCCUCAUGCAUGGUGGGAAGUGAAACCUUCACCAUUCUGGAUUUUCCUCCCAGUCAAAGACUUUGAAAAGCACUUUAAAUGUCGGGGGCAUAGUCAAGGGUCUUGUAAAUGUAGGACUGACAAUAUUGUUUUGAGUCAACAGUUCUGAUUGUACUAUUGUAGGACUAACUGCAUUUGAAAACUCAGCAUUUAUGUGGGAAAAAAAUGGUACACAUCAAAUGUGUCCUUUAAAUAAUCAUUUGGAAACAAACUCGGAUGACUUUAAUUUGUUCAAGGCGCCUGGUGUUGCAUGUUUGGUUUGUGUCAGUAAUGAAAUAUUGCCUUCUAAUUGGUUUCUGCUUGCUGUGACUUGUGCAUGCUAUAGUGUGGCUUGUUUUCCACUUAAUGCAUGUUUUUGUAUUAAUACUUCACAAAUGGGACAACAUUAAACAUCCUGUGUUGGACAUUUUAA